AUGGCUACGACGAACGAGGCUCUGCGCGGGUGGCAGGUGCUGGUGACGGACGAGAAGGGGAACGUGAUCACCGGGUCACGGCGGCGCUCGAGGAAGGGCGGAUCCGUCGAGAACGUGUACUUGCAACGGAUCUCCGAUGGGUUGAGUUUCGGCCGUGGGGACAGUGUGGUCGCGCACGACGCGUUGACGGGGACGUACUCCGUGUACUUGGUGCACGAGAUCCGGCUCAACACGCUGAACAACGUCGCCGAAAUAUGGGCUUUCUCGUACCUGCGGUCCUUUGAGUUGAAACCGGUCAAAUACUACAGGCAGUUUGCUCCAGAGCUGCUGGAGACACGGCCCUCCAUGGAGUCCCUCCACGAACGGCUUUUCGCGGAGGUUAACGCGAGCGAGCUGUACUUGACUGCGGAGUUGUCCGAGAUUUGGCUGAGGGACUUCAUCGGCAUCGCGAAUAUCCUGUCCAAGGCGGACUGGGACGCUCGGGGGGAUGCUAUCCGCCCAGAUCACGACUUCUUUGUUCGGUACAUCUGUGAACCCACAGCGGAGAACUUCGUCAGGAUCGACAUCUACAAGGAGGUCAAGAAGAUACAGAUGAUGGAUCCGAAGCGGUCUGAUGAGCAUCUCAAGAAACUCAGCGUCCCACCAGCGAAGCCCAGUGGGAAGUCUGGAAGUGUCCCGCACAGACCCAGGAUUCGCGAGAAGGCCAUUGAGGUCGGUAAUAGUGAACCCUUCGCCAAACGCGAGGGGUCAGACACCAUGGAGCAGACGGUGCAGACGGUGCAGACGGUGCAGACACCAAUGAAGCUACCCAUCUUGCAACCAAGAGAUAAGAAGAAGACAUCGGUGCCUAUGGCAACUGGGAUAAAGGGUGCCAACGAGGGCGACGAGAAACAGAAGCGGGAACAGGAACAGGAACAGAGGAAAGAGCAGGAGCGGGAGCAGGAACAGAAGCAGGAGAAAGAGCAAGAGCAGGAGAAAGAGCAGGAGCAGGAGGAAGAGCAAGUCGAUAACAUUGCCGCUGCACCUUCACCUCCACCUGCCACUGCACCUGCAUCUUCAUCUGCUGCUGAAACCGGUUCUGCCCCGACCUCGGUCUCAGCCUCGGGCUCGGCCGCGAUCCCGGCCCCCGACUCUACACCUCCCAAGAGCAGUAAAUCGUUGUUCAUCAGCGAACCAGAUACAUCAGAGGACCUGAACAAUAACAACAAGAGCUCCUCCGAUGUAAGCGAUCCAGAGGAGUUUGCCAGUGCAAACGACCGUCCCACGGAGGAUGAGAUCCAGAGCUCAAGCGGGAGCGACAUAGACCACGGGUUCGUUGUCCCCAAUGACCACUCCGUGUCACACGAGGAGUCCUCCCCAGACAAUGCUGAUCAGGAUGAGGAGCAGGAAGUGGACGAACAAGUUUACAGUUCGCGGGCGAAGCGGAAGGCUGCACACAGGAGAGAGGCCCUCAGGAGGAAGAAGUCGAGGCAGGCACGAAAGACGGUGAUGGCCGGUUCUGACUCGGAACUGAGUGAAAUCUCAGAUUACGAGGGAGCUCCGAAGGAGCCCACGCAGGAAACUGCUCAAGAGAGUAAACCUGAAUCACCCAGUGUGACAACGGAUGAUUCCUUGAUUGUAAGGAAACUUGAUGAGUUAAAGGCGAGGGAGAUCAGGCUGAGGUUGACGCAAAAGUACAAGAAACUGAAGAAGGACUACGAUGUAAAGGGCAGCUCGUCUGCGUCGGAAGAUGACGAGGGCUCAAGAAGCGGAUCCGAUGGGGUAAUGUCCAGUGAGAACAGUUCGAUCGAUGUCGCCGGGCUCGAGAGUAAACUGAGACCUGCAGAUCUUGGGGAAAAGGGAACUACGAUCUUCUCCAGGUUGAAGGGUAACGGGAACUUGAACGACGAUUUGUCCAUCGUAGAGACGAUAGAGAGCUACGUUUCGUUGCCCGCGAGGUCGAAGGAGUUUGCGAGGCUGUACCUGGAACUGUUCGACUCGCUUCGUAAAAAGGAGCCGAAGGCGGCGUUCAUCAGUGGGAAGACGAACACGGGGAAGAGCACCAUUAUCCAGCGUGUUGUGGAGGAGCUCGCCAAGUCGAGCAGGUGCAAGGAGUUGCGCAUAUUUGACUUGGUUAACGUGAACAGGUCGCUCCUUGAUUCCGGUAAACAGGACGUGUACUCUAGCAUAUGGAAGCAAAUGACCGGUGAGAAACUGACAGGGCACGUUGCGCAGAUGGCGAUGAAGCGGUAUUUUACAAAGUUGGGGGAGAAUACGAAGAGACAGACGGUGAUCGUUGUUGAUGAUGCUGAUUUAUUGGCCAAUAAAUGGACGAACUUGCUCAACGACCUGUUCGAAUGGAGUUCCUGUGAGAUUUCCAAGCUGAUCUUUGUUGUCAUCUCUACGAACCCAAACCUGCUGAGGGACAACUUGAACAGCCACUACUUGGAUUCACUGACGUACCUGGACAUCCCCUUCGACGACUACUCGUACGAGCAACUGUACAACUUCUCCGUUUUCAGAAUGAGGAGUCUGCUGACGAGCGAGUUCACGCUGGUGAAAUCCACCGAUGGCAGCCAAUGGCAGUUUGCCCCCGCGGACUCAAUCCCCGCGGAAUUCCAAGUCGUCAGGACAGUACGCUUAGAGAUGAGCGAGUCCUUCAUACAAGAGGCCAGCGAGCACUUCUGCCAGCUGCGGCUCGAUAUUGUUGGGAUCCUGCGUUUGUUGCGUGACGCGGUCAAGUACUGCCAGUCGAAUUACUUGGAGACGAAAUGCAACACCGUGGGGGCCGCCCCCUCACCACCGGACACGAUGGUCAUGUCCAUGGAAACAUUGCAGCAAUUGACGUCGCGAGACGACUUGUUGAGUAUGGCGGAGAAAGUCCGCGGGCUGCCCGCAAUAAUGAGACUUUACCUGACUGCGUCGCUGUCAUUACUGCUACGCAACCCACCAUCCUCUUUGUACCACUCGAACGUGGUGGAAGAGAUCGAAAGACUCGCCAAGUCGAACGGGGACGACCCACAUAUACAACAGGUACUGCAAGUGGUGGUCAACUCUACGGGCAGCAACAAGACAGACCUCCGGGCAUUGCGUGAGUUCAUCAACUGGGAACGUGUACUCGCGCGACUCGUGUCCCUGCAGUUACUCACGGAGGAGGCCCUGAGACAGGGCAGCCACCCUGAGACCACGGGGGACAAGAACCUGGAGGUCUGUGUCUCCCUCGAUUGGCUUGAACGGACCCUUGCGAGCGGGUUGAAAGUGUAG
Messenger RNA from Huiozyma naganishii CBS 8797, 3243 nucleotides. RefSeq names its product chromatin-silencing protein SIR3 (gene SIR3). NCBI's taxonomy places the organism in Eukaryota, Fungi, Ascomycota, Saccharomycetes, Saccharomycetales, Saccharomycetaceae. The record is from RefSeq and is a predicted model, not a curated record. Gene Ontology annotation, molecular function: chromatin binding; ATP hydrolysis activity. The transcript has a single exon. The coding region runs from base 1 to 3243 and encodes 1080 amino acids.